Porites lobata is the source of this 2929-nucleotide messenger RNA. The record is from the annotation of a GenBank genome assembly. NCBI's taxonomy places the organism in Eukaryota, Metazoa, Cnidaria, Anthozoa, Scleractinia, Poritidae.
AUGACGUUUGCCUCGCGAAGGAUUUUCAAGAUGGCGUCUCAGUCACAGGGAAUUCAACAGCUCUUACAGGCAGAAAAAAAGGCCGAGACCAUGGUAUCUGAAGCUCGAAAACGUACGUAAAUUCACUUCAAUGUCUAAAAUUUUUAAGCUGUGAUUCUUAGUUAGUAUGAUUGAAAGGCUGCAAAAUUUGGGCGGUCUUCUGGUUCAGACUGAAACAUCUGUAACUUGCAUGUCUCGAUUUAUUUCUCGAUUCGAAGCCGUUUUGACUGGUUUUAAACAGAGGAAGUCCCGCAUUAAACUUUUACUGUUGUUUUGGGUAACUGCAAUAUACAAUGAAAUUUUAUUUGACGUUUAAAUAUGCUCAAUUCCUAUUUUCCUUCAAUUGGACACAUAGUCGUUAUCAAGAACAAAUGCAUGGUUGUCUUCAUCAAAGUGUAAUGGUUUAUCGAUUUUACCGGUAGCAGAAGCGAUUUUUUGCAGGCGUACGUUUCCACUAUCCCUUUCAGAUAAUUUAGUUUUGUGUGCAGAUUUAGUCGUAUGUGGUUGUUAGUUUCACGUUGCCGGAAUACACCACUACGAGUAGGGGGUGUUAUAAAAACUCAGAACUCAGUCCCACGAAAAACUCAGACUUUCAGGUGUCUCAAAGCUAAGGGUGUGAGUUUUUCAGGGGUCUGAGUUUUCAAAACACCCAACAGUCUGGGUUUUUUACAGGGUCUGAGUUUUCAUAACAGCAAGUAGGAUCUUUCAAAGUUUGUGUGCACCAUAAAAUUACUUAUCACUUCAAUCUUAUCCCUGAGGCAGGAGCCCAUAACAUGGAGUGUACCAUUCCCUUCUUAGUCUACGCAUCGGAGUUUUCACAGGGCACCUUAUUUUUAUCAUCAACACAUUUUGUUAUAAGGUUAUAGAGGGUCUUUUCCAUGUAUUUUACUAUCACUGGGAUGAAGAAUGACAAUCUUCAUUGUUGUAUAUUAUUAAAAACUAAAUAUUUGGAUCAUGCAAUUCUAAAGCUCUGAUUGGCUUAGCCAUCAUGGUAUAUGAGUCAUUAUACCAUGCUCUCCAAAUAUGGUAACUGUAUACAUCUGGUCAAAAUUAAAAAUAUGCUGAAAAUCGGUUGUUUUUACAGACAACGUCGGGAAGAAUUCUCGAUAUUUGGUUGCCAUUUUUUUGUUGUUGUUGGAUAUGAGAUGAUUAUAGCCAAAAGGGGCACUACACGCCUUGUUGGCUAUCUUUGAUCUCACAUAUAUCGAGGACAUUACUAGCAUAUCAAGGUUUCACUGUAUGCACUUGUUCUCGAUUUUGUACUUGUAGUCAAAUCUAUAGCAUGUCCUAAUGAUGCAGUGCUACUAAAAGAUAUUUUGAAAUGAACUAAGAUGACAUGUCUGAAAUGAAUAUUAUGUAUAUUUUUGUUUAGGGAAGACACAGAAACUGAAAAGGGCUAAAGAGGAAGCUCAAGCAGAAAUCAGGAAUUAUAGGGAAGAACGUGAAAAGCAGUUUGUAGAGUAUCAGAGAGAAGUAAGUCUUAUGCAUGGAGCUUACGUGUAUGCACAAAUGUAAGCCGUAAUUAUGUCAUUGAUGAUGGCCGCAAAAAUGUCGCUCAAAAUAAUAUAGAUGUUCAUUAGCGAUGCCUGUGUAGAUAUAUUUACAUGUAAGUUGGCACAUUAAUUUUUGGAAAAUUGCAUUAAUUUGACUGCACAAUGGAAUAGAUUGUUACUCUCAGCUUGUGCAAAACAUUGGCUCACAAGUAAAUUAAUUCAAGAUCAUGUUGUGAACGUGUUGAUUAAUAAAGUCUUUUUUUCCUAUAUUUUUUGGAGUUUUGAAUCUGUCUCUAAGAAAAUAAUUUCAGCAGUCACUAUGUCAUUGAUUAUGGCAGCAAAAAUGUCACUUAAAAAUAAUUUGGAUGUUCCUUAGCAAUGCCUGUGUAGACAUAUUUUAGUUGGCAUAUGAUUUUUUUUGAAAAUUGUGUUAGUUUGAUUGAACAAUGGAACAAAUUGCUACUCUCAGCUUGUAAAUACAUGGAUGAUCAUCAGCUCAGGAUAAUUUGUGCAAAACUUUGGCUCACAAUUCAAGAUCAUCUGGUGAAUGUGAUAAUGUAACAGUUAACUUUUUAUAUAUCUUUUGGUGUUUUGAAUCUCUCUCUAAAUUAAUUUUAGCUUGCUCCUGGAUGAUACAUUGACAUUGAGCAAACUACAUUGGAACAAUAGGCAAAUUUUGAUAUAACUAUUAAAAUAUUAUUCAUUCCUGGCUCUGAGGCUGAGGGAAGAAACAAAGAAAUGAUUUUAUUAUGAGGUCCAGGAUAUACGUAUUUGUUUGUGAAAUAUUAUUCAUUCUAUUCGAAAAUAAGCUUUACUCUAAACUCUCUUUCUUUCCACCUAGUGGCAUAAAAUGAAUGGGUAAUACUAAUACCUUAAAGUCAUAGUUAAAAUCAGCCAUCUCCCCACCUCCUAACCCCACCCCAACCCUUGUAGUUACUGAUAUUCCCAUCUGUUUUAAACAGAGGUUUUAUUUUAUGCUGGCUUUAGAGUCAUCUAACUGUAUGUAUCUACAUUUACUGUGAAACUCACAAAACUGUGAACACCAGAAAUAUUUAUGGAAUGUUAUUGUGUUGUGAGGAAAUAGCCAAUAAGGUGUGAUAAAACUAAACUGCGAAUAGCAAUGGUAAUUCCUGGAUUUUUCAGGUGUUCCCAAUUUUCUGCGUUUGACAGUAAUAGCUAUAUGUACAUGUAGUUGGCACUCAUGAUAAUAACUUUUUGUUUGUCCAUAGCACAUGGGCUCUAAAGAUGAUUUCCAGGCUAAAAUUGAGGAGCAAACAACUGUUCGACUUCAGCAAGUCAGUGACAGUGUGAACCAGAAUAAGAACAAGGUGAUAGAAAGGCUUCUGAGUCUUGUGUAUGACAUCAAACCUGAACUUCACGAGAAUCUAAGGACAUAG